Mycotypha africana is the source of this 468-nucleotide messenger RNA. RefSeq lists its product as uncharacterized. The transcript is spliced from 2 exons. Bases 1 to 468 code for a protein of 155 amino acids. Lineage: Eukaryota; Fungi; Mucoromycota; Mucoromycetes; Mucorales; Mycotyphaceae. The record is from RefSeq and is a predicted model, not a curated record.
AUGAAUUCCGCUUCCAAUUCUUAUGGAAAUUGCUUGCUUCUUCGCCUUUUUGUUACUUGCUGGACCAUUGACAAAACGGUCUAUAUCAUUGCAUCGGUCUAUCGCAAGUGUAAAGGUUACGAACUCACACGAAGAAAAGGCUUACAGCAUCAGUACAUCAGAAACAAGAAUAAACCCUUUGAUAUGGUUAAUGAGUUAACAGUUACAAAGAGUAAAGACGUAAUACUAACCAUUAACAUUUCUUAUAACGUGAGAAUAAGGAAAUGUCUUAGCCAACUUUUUGUUCGCAUAAAACUCAACUGGCCUAUAUGUAAAUAUCGUAAUAACAGCAGAAAUGAGCUUAGAGUCAAUGUAUACAAAUUUAGUAUACAAAGAUUUUCCAAGGCCUCUUUGAAAAGGCCAACUUGCCUUGAAAGGCUUUUGAUGGUGGUCAAAGUCAGCGAAAAAGAAUUGUAUGAGAAGAAUUAG